GGGGUUAUGACGGAGAGAGAGAGAGAUAGAUAGAUGCACAUUGCUGUAAGCACGACUAUACUGUCGGAAAUUUAUCUUAUCUGCCGUUUUUAGUUUAUUUGCGUGGAAAUGAACAGCGUGGGUGAAAGCUGCACUGAGCUGAAGCGAGAAUAUGACCAGUGUUUUAACCGCUGGUUCGCCGAGAAAUUCCUGAAAGGAGACCGCGGUGAUGAUCCGUGCACCGAAGUGUUCAAGAAAUACCAGACCUGUGUCCAGAAAGCCAUCAAAGAAAAGAACAUCCCUAUCGACAACGUGGAGUUCAUGGGUCCGAACAAAGAGAAACCAGGCAGUUGAUGUGACUUUGAACCGUCGUUCUUCUGAAUUACUGGUGGAGAAAUCAUCCUGGACUGCACCGAUGAUGUCCACAUCGUACGUGAUUGACUUACGAUUGAGGGCUUUUUUUGGGUGCGGAGCGAAACUGUUUAAAACUUAAUCUACUGGAAUGCUACAGGACAGCGCAGGUCGAUUUUUUUUUUUGUUUGUUUUUGCUUGUAGGAAGGGAAUCCAUACGUGGUAGAUACAGUGAAGCCGUUUGAAAUGCUGGAUAAGUGGAAUACUAAAGCUUAUGUUAACAUGCCCCUGAAAUCUGACUAAUACAUUUGAAAUUGAAUUUUCA
Messenger RNA from Ictalurus punctatus (channel catfish), 655 nucleotides. RefSeq names its product TP53 regulated inhibitor of apoptosis 1 (gene triap1). The record is from RefSeq and is marked provisional. NCBI's taxonomy places the organism in Eukaryota, Metazoa, Chordata, Actinopteri, Siluriformes, Ictaluridae.